CCUCACUCAUCCCGCUCUGCCGUUCGGAUCCGGUCCCGGUGUCGCUGUGGAGCCUCGCGGAACUCCCGGGUGUCCCCAUGUUCCAGCACCUCUUCUGAUCAUCAGAAUGCCUCCUCGGUCGCGAAGCGUCCUCCCGUCCUGAUCCCGGCCGGAACCGGGUCGCUGCUGCCGGCGCAGAGGCACCGAUCCGCCUCCACCCUCCAAUAAUUCUGCUUACUAUUUUUUUUUUAACGGAGUCGUCCGGCGGAGGAGUUGAUGGUCUAACGCGGAAGCAGACACUGGGAUUGACGGGAGAGUCCUGCCGCUGAGACUCCGGCAGCCUUUCAGGGGUUUGGCUAUGGGGGCAACCAAGAGUAAGCCCAAGGAUGUCGGCCAGCGAACCCGCAGCCUCGAUGGUAACCCCAGCUCUGGGGGAGGGGCUGGCAGCCAUCACCUCAAUUCUGGUCAGCAGUCCCUGACUCCAAACCGAAACCCCACAGCCGACACAGGUCUGAACAAUCAGUCGGCGGCCUCUAACGCAGAGAUGACCCUCUUUGGAGGUGUGGACAACAACAUUGUUUCGUCUUCCACUAGAAUCACUCUAGCAGGUGGCGUGACGACGUUUGUGGCUCUGUACGACUAUGAGUCUCGAACAGCUUCAGAUUUGUCUUUCAGGAAGGGAGAACGCCUCCAGAUAGUGAACAAUACGAGGAAGGUGAACUGCAGAGAAGGGGAUUGGUGGCUGGCCCGGUCCCUGGCCACUGGAGAGAGCGGCUACAUCCCCAGCAAUUAUGUGGCUCCAUCCGAGUCCAUCCAGGCAGAAGAUGAUCUCAAACUGACUCUAGACUCCAGAUGGUAUUUUGGCAAAAUCACCCGCCGCGAUUCAGAGAGGCUGCUGCUCAGUUUGGAGAACAGGAGAGGCACGUUCCUGGUUAGAGAGAGCGAGACCACCAAAGGUGCCUACUGUCUGUCCGUCCUGGACUACGACAACACCAAAGGGCUGAACGUGAAGCACUACAAGAUCAGGAAGCUGGACAGCGGAGGCUUCUACAUCACCUCGCGCACACAGUUCAGCGGCCUGCAGCCCCUCGUCAACCACUACCGCAAGCAUGCCGACGGACUGUGUCACAGUCUGACGGACAUUUGCCCAGUACUGAAGCCCCAGACUCAGGGUUUGGCCAAGGACGCUUGGGAGAUCCCCAGAGAGUCCCUGCGUCUGGACGUCAAGCUCGGGCAAGGCUGCUUUGGGGAGGUCUGGAUGGGAACGUGGAACGGUACUACGCGGGUGGCAAUCAAGACCCUGAAGCCAGGUACCAUGUCCCCCGAGGCCUUCCUGCAGGAAGCCCAGGUCAUGAAGAAACUCAGGCACGAAAAGCUGGUCCAGCUCUACGCCGUGGUGUCGGAAGAGCCCAUCUACAUCGUCACAGAGUACAUGAGCCAGGGCAGCCUGCUGGAUUUCCUGAAAGGGGACAUGGGUAAGAUGCUCCGCCUCCCUCAGCUGGUGGACAUGGCCUCCCAGAUCGCCUCAGGGAUGGCCUACGUGGAGAGGAUGAACUACGUGCACAGAGACCUUCGGGCCGCCAACAUCCUGGUGGGAGACAACCUGGUUUGCAAAGUGGCAGACUUCGGUCUGGCUCGCCUUAUUGAGGACAAUGAAUACACCGCCAGACAAGGAGCAAAGUUUCCCAUCAAGUGGACGGCCCCCGAGGCGGCGCUCUACGGCCGCUUCACCAUCAAAUCCGACGUCUGGUCGUUCGGGAUCCUGCUGACCGAGCUGGCCACCAAAGGCAGAGUUCCCUAUCCAGGGAUGGUGAACCGGGAGGUGUUGGACCAGGUGGACCGCGGCUACCGGAUGCCAUGCCCGGCGGAUUGUCCCGAGUCGCUACAUGAGCUGAUGCUGACCUGCUGGAGGAAAGAGGCGGAGGAGAGACCCACCUUUGAGUACCUGCAGAGCUUUCUGGAGGACUACUUCACCUCGACGGAGCCACAGUACCAGCCGGGAGAAAACCUGUAACCGGACCGCUGCAGAACUCCAAAUCCCAAUUCCGUGUUGCUGUUUUCUGUUCUAACGAGCAAACAGGUCGUUUGUCAUACCUGGUUUUUAAAGUCUCCCGACAAAAAAAAAAAAAAAAUCCCACAGAUUGCUGAAAUGUCUUAGAACGUGAUGGUACGACUCAUGGAACUGGUGGAGAAACAUGGCAAGUCUUGACCUGCUGAGAAUAAACCACACUGUCUUUGGAUCCUCGCUGAAGCCGUUUAAUUCCAUUUCCAAAUGUCAGAUGUGACGUGGAUAAUCACUUACUCUGUCGUCUUUCUGCUGUCAUUGUGCUGGGAUCGAGGCUGCAUGAUAGGAUGCUCCUCCGUCCUGGAUACACAGUCAUCCGAUGGAUGCUUCCGGGGGCAACAGUACUUUUAUGGGAAACUUUUCUGUUUUUAUUAUGACUCACAGACAACUUUGCAACACUUUUCCACCAGAGUGAAUCUCAUAAUUCCCAAUCUAGAGUCGGUAAAGUUUCACUGAUCAGUCGCACAUAGUUUUGGUUUUGGCCGACAUUCAUCUAUCGCAAAGAGGAGACAGAGGCUGUUUUUUUUUAAUCACUUCAGGUAAAAAAAACAACAACUAUUUUUUGAGCGGGAAAAUGCCUCUGUUUUUGGGCCAAUCAUGUUUUCUAUUCAUCUGCACUAAAGUUUAUUUUAUUAACUUUCUAAUAUGAUGUUUUAUUCCUGCAAGGAUCAGCCACUGUUUGGAGUUGCUGCAGCAACCUGUGUGGGUUUGAGGAGUUUUUAAAGCAUUUAAACUAAAAAAAAAGUCCAUGUCUGCUUCCAGCACUGACAUUCAUUGAGAUAAUCCCCCUCCCUUUUUUUUAAGUCUGCAUUAUCUUUUUUUUCAAGUGGUGCACCUUUUGACUUUACACUGGAGUUACUGUUUUUGUGUGCACAUCAGGUUGUGCCUACUUUUGACCAGCAGAGGGCAGACAACAAAGCAUUUCUGCACACUUUAAGCUUGUGUAGAAAAAAAAAACAUUCUGAAAUUUACAUGUAAAUAUCCCCAAUAAUACUAAUAGUUUGUACAUACAGUCUUUCUAAUUUAUUUCUUUUAACCCUUUUAUUUUUUUAAGUUUGGUUUCCAGCUCCACGGUUCUUUUUUGUGGUCAUUUGACGGGUUCAAUAACAGCUGAUUCCGAGGCAAACAUAAAUUAUGAAAAGUACUCUUUGUUACAUGUUUCUUUCUUUGUGUGGAUUAUAUUUUGUGAAUGACUGAUGGAACUGGGGAGGGGAUGCGGCACCAAGUUUUCCCACAUUUGUAGUGAGACCUGCAUCCAACACCACAAUAGUUUAAUCCUUUUAUUUUCUAAACGAUAUAAUCCACUUCACGGUGUGGAUUAGAGGCUGGAAAUCAAAGAGUAUGCCAUCGUCUGGAGCAUUUUUUGGAGCCUCCUUAGCCUGGAUUUCAUUAUGCACUGCUGAUUUCAAUCAAACAGCAGCAUUUGCAGCCCAUAGGAGGAGAUUGGUUACUAUGUUCGCUGUGGACUGUACCACCAUGGCGGGUGAGCGACACAGAAAAGGUCACAUCAUCUGUAUGCAGCCUUGCUUUUUAACCUGAAAGGACAUUUCCUGUGAUUUUUCUGCACGUCUGGCUAUGCAGAUAUUUUUAAAACCUGUGAUAUUCCUAUAAAAAUAUACACUUUUCUAUCAUAUUCAAUGAGUAUUUUCUCAUCAAUGACUCUUUGUUAAACUCCUCUGAAUACUGUCAAGGUUUGAAUAGCGGCAUUAAAAUUUGUAUAUUGAAAAGCUU
This is a messenger RNA of Oryzias latipes (Japanese medaka), 3775 nucleotides long. It is a transcript of the gene src, whose product is annotated as SRC proto-oncogene, non-receptor tyrosine kinase. The record is from RefSeq and is a predicted model, not a curated record. Gene Ontology annotation, biological process: protein phosphorylation. NCBI's taxonomy places the organism in Eukaryota, Metazoa, Chordata, Actinopteri, Beloniformes, Adrianichthyidae. Gene Ontology annotation, molecular function: ATP binding; protein tyrosine kinase activity; protein binding.